AUGCAUGGUCGGUCAGUUUGGUUGACAAUCUCUCUCCUGACCAUUGCUGCGAGAGAGGCAGCAGCAAAGCUCGCCCAGGAAGAAUUGACAUUGACAUGGAGUCUGGGAGCGCCAAAUGGUCAGCCCAGAGAGAUGAUCUUUAUGAACGGUCAGUUUCCAGGGCCUACAUUUGUCUGGGAUGAAGACGACGAUGUUGAGGUCCUUGUGCAUAAUAAGAUGCCGUUUAACACAACGAUACACUGGCAUGGGCUCUUGAUGCAGGGCACCCCUUGGUCAGACGGCGUGCCAGGCCUGGCCCAGAAACCAAUCGAGGUAGGGGAGUCUUUUAUCUACCGCUUUAAGGCUUAUCCAUCUGGGACUCACUGGUGGCAUUCCCAUACCAGGACGACCAUGUUUGAUGGACUAUUUGGUGCGAUGUAUAUUAGCAUCCAUAGGCCAAAACCUACUGCUCCAGCGCCGUGGUCCCUGAUCACUACUGAUCCAAAGGACAUUGCGAGUAUGCAAAGAGCCGUUGCCAAUCCACACGUUGUCGUGGUUUCGGACUGGACUCGGUUCAAGUCGUGGGAAUAUAUGAAAGCGCAAGAAAAUUCGGGCUAUACUAUCUUCUGUGUGGAUAGCCUACUUAUCAACGGCAAAGGCAGUGUAUACUGCCCUGGCGAAGACUUUCUUGUCAAUCACACGAGUGAUUACAUGAAAUGGGCAAUAUAUCCCCGCCAUGUGAAUGACAAGGGAUGCCUACCAUUUGUCAAGUCAACUGAAAACAAAUAUCUUAGGAAUGGCCGGCCAGAAACCAUUCCAUUACAUCUCCAGCAAGGAUGCGUGCCAUCUGAGGGAGAACGAGCUAUUUUCGAAGUUGACCCUGCUGACGAGUGGGUGAGUUUCAAUUUUGUAGAUGCAGCAACAUUCAAAACUCCUGUUUUUUCCAUUGACGGGCACGAGAUGUGGGUAUAUGAAGCAGAUGGACAUUUUAUUGAGCCGCGAAAAGUCGACACAGUAAAGUUCUACGCCGGCGAACGAUAUUCGGCCAUGGUCAAGCUACACAAGAAUGUUGCCCGUGAUUACACAAUCCGUGUAAUGGACUCGGGUCUCACUCAAAUUAUUGGGUCAUAUGCUACUUUACGAUAUAAACAAGACCUAGAUGAUAAGGAUAUGGGGGAUUACAUGGAAGCAGAGGGAAUAAUCAACUACGGUGGCCUCAACACGACACAUGCGGUUACACUUGACCGCGAAGACUUGCCUCCAUACCCACCAAAUCCGCCUGCAGCACACGCCGAUUCUCUUUACCUCCUGGACACACAUCGAGUGAAGACUGCAUGGACUUACACUAUGAAAGGCGGCGCAAUGUACGAAGAAGACCGCAGCGCAUAUGCUCCGCUGCUGUACCACCCUAACUCCGCCGAUGCAAUGGACGAAAGCCUUAUCAUCCGCACCAAGAAUAAUACCUGGAUCGAUCUUGUUGUUCAGGUGGGGUCUCUACCAAAUCAGCCCCAGGAGUUCCCUCACAUCAUGCACAAGCAUUCUGGCAAGACAUGGCAGAUUGGAGCGGGAGAGGGUCACUGGAACUAUUCGUCGGUAGAAGAGGCCAUGAAGGUAGAGCCAACUAAGUUCAACCUUAAAACACCCAAUUAUCGUGAUACGUUUAUCACAUCCUUUGAUGGUCCAUCGUGGAUUGUUUUGCGGUAUCAUUCCAAUAAUCCUGGGCCUUGGCUGAUGCACUGCCAUUUCGAGAUUCAUUUGGGCGGUGGAAUGGCAAUUGCAUUCAUGGACGGCGUUGAUGCAUGGCCGAAGGUACCGCCAGAAUACGCGCCAGGCAAGGCUGGUUUUCUACAUUAA
Molecule: messenger RNA, 1833 nt
Organism: Microsporum canis CBS 113480
Lineage: Eukaryota; Fungi; Ascomycota; Eurotiomycetes; Onygenales; Arthrodermataceae
Product: conidial pigment biosynthesis oxidase Arb2/brown2
Exons: 7
Coding region: 1-1833 (610 amino acids)
Molecular function (GO): copper ion binding; oxidoreductase activity
Source: RefSeq, a predicted model, not a curated record